UACGUUGUUAACGGUUGUUUUCUGCUCAACUCACAAUCGGCAGCGACAAAAUUGUGGGUUGCAUGUGCCUUCUCCUCCACGUUUUUAUUUCGACAUUUUGGCUUCUAAAAAAUCGCUCAACAGCUGCACAGAACAGAACGCCCCUCAGCAGCAGAAGCGAACAACUUUCUAUUUUGCUUUUGUUGACUGUUUCCGAUAUGCUCUUUUCUCUUUUAAGUGCCAAAUUAAUAUUGUGAAUCGGUGUUGUGAAACAGUCCUCUAUGCAACAGCAAAGGUUUCUCAAGUCUACAUAAUUAUAAAACAUAUUAAUAUGUACAGAUUCCAUUUCACUCCGUUACAUUUUUAGUGUACCCUCUCUCUCUUUUGCCCGCACGCGCUCUCUCUUUCUCUCUGCGUGUUGUGAUUUUCGUUCUCUCCGCGGCGUCUUUUCAUUUUGUUUUGCUUUCGAUUUUCAAAGUUUUCGGCAACCGGUAAAGAUAAAUAUAGAAACAUCAACAUGGAAACGACAGAUGAAAGCUACAGAUUCGGGAGCGUUGACUAUAUCGUUUUUCUGGCCAUGAUAUUUCUAUCCACUGGAACAGGCAUUUAUUUUGGCUGCCUAAAAAAAACAAAAAAGAUCACUGAGGAAGUUGAACCAACACUGCAAACGACCACACCAAAAGAGGUGCGAAAACAUAAUUUUGGUUCGGAAAAGAUGAGCGAAUAUCUGCUGGGAUCGCGACAACUGAAAGUGUUUCCCGUUGCCAUGAGUCUGAUAGCCAGCUAUGUGUCGGGCGUGACAAUAUUGGGCACCACAUCAGAGAUAUAUAAUUAUGGCACACAAUACUGGUUUAUUGCCAUUGCCAUUAUUCUGCAGGGCAUUGCUGUCUCCUAUAUCUAUAUACCAGUAUUUACGACUCUACAAGUCGGCUCCUCCUAUGAGUAUUUGGAAAUGCGCUUCCAUUCGAUUAUACGUAGCAUAGCAUCCUUUAUGUUUAUUCUGGAUGAGAUACUCUUCCUGCCAUUUGUUGUCUAUGUGCCCGCCAUUGCAUUGAAUCAAGUUUCGGGCAUUAAUUUGCAUGUGAUAUCAUCGGUGAUUGUGAUUGUGUGCGUCUUCUACACCUUUGUGGGUGGAAUUAAGGCUGUGGUGCACACGGACGCCUGGCAGACGAUGGUUAUGUUCCUCUCGGUGCUCGCGGUUGCCGCCCUGGGCACCUAUUAUGCCAACGGAUUCGAAAAGAUUUUCGAUGAUGCCAGCAAAGGUGGUCGUGUGAUAUUUGGCAACACGAAUCCAUCCCCAUAUGUGCGUCAUACGGUUUGGAGUGUACUCAUCGGUGGCUUCUCCUAUUGGACAUCGUUCAAUGCGGUGAAUCAGACAAUGGUGCAACGUUAUAUGUCCUUGCCAUCGUUGAAACAGGCACGUGCCUCGAUGGCCAUCUUUACAAUUGGAGUCGCUGCAUUCAUCUCGCUCUGCUGCUAUCUGGGCCUGCUCAUCUUCGAGAAGUAUCAGAAUUGUGAUCCACUCAGCGCUGGUCUGAUUACACACGACGAUCAGCUGCUGCCGCUGUUUGUGGUGCAGAGUGUUGGACACAUCCGUGGCAUAGCGGGUCUCUUUAUAGCCGGCAUCUUUGGUGCCGCCCUCAGCUCACUCUCAGUGGUGCUGAAUUCCACAUCACUGGUUAUACUCGAGGACAUUGUGCGCGGUUGCUUUAGGAUGCAGCCAAGUGAGCGCACCUCAACAGUGCUUGUGAAGGGUUCGGUUAUCAUACUUGGUGCGGUUGCACUUUCGCUCGUCUUUGUUCUCGAGCGUUUGAGUGGCAUUUUGAGCAUUUGCACCUCGAUGACAGCCAUUGCAGCGGGCACAACUUUUGGCCUCUUCACACUGGGCAUGCUGGUGCCGUGGGCGAAUAAUAUUGGCACUGCAGUGGGUGGCAUUGCCAGUGCCCUGCUCUCCGGUUGGAUAUCCUUUGGCACCCAGUUCAGCAUUGCAGCAGGUGAGCUCAACUCACAGAAACUGAACAUCUCUGUGGAAUACUGUGCAACGAAUGUGACGCAGCCCGAGAACGUUUGGGUGGACGAGGAGCAGGUGUUUCCAUUAUAUCGCUUAUCCUAUCACUGGAUAAAUCCCAUUGGUGUGGUAACCGUUAUUGUUGUCGGUUCGAUUGUAUCGAUGCUCACAAAACCCACCGAUAUAAGGACACUCAAUGCGCAACUGUUGUCGCCAGUGAUACACCGAUUCCUGCCAAAGGAAUGCUUUGCUCCGCGCGAUCAUCAGCAUCAGACGCAGCCGCAAAUGAACCUACUAAAUCGCACAUAAGAAUCGUGAAUCGUUAUAGUAAUAUAUAUAUAUAUAUAUAUAUAUAUAUGUAUAUAUGAAUUCCUACAGGACAAGCUCUGUUUGCCAGCAGAGUCGCAGCUCCCAUAUUACAUUCUUUAAGUUUAUUAUAGAGUUUAGCUUAACUUAUAUUAUAUAUAUAUGUAUAGCGUUUAGAGUCUAGAGUUGUCUAUUAGUACAAAUUGCAGUUCGAUUUCAUUAUCUUUUUAUUCUCUAUGUAGAAGGGCGCACACGACUUAAAUAUGGUACAGGAAUUUAUGAAUCUGCACACACACAGACAGACACAAGCUAAUUGUUGUAUUUUAUAUAUAUAUUGGUUAUAUUCAUGUACUUAUUUAGCAUUAUUUGUUUGUUUUUUGUUAAACACAUUUCUUUGGCAUUUUUGUUUGUUAUUGUUCAACUUGUCUGCAGACUGUGUCUCAAAUUCCGUGUGACUUAGCAAGCAUAAUGUCUGUGAUAAAAAAUUUAAUAAAUAUACGCAUAUAUUUAUAUACAUAUUAAUAUA
Drosophila grimshawi is the source of this 2819-nucleotide messenger RNA. It is a transcript of the gene SLC5A11, whose product is annotated as sodium-coupled monocarboxylate transporter 2. Gene Ontology annotation, biological process: transmembrane transport; sodium ion transport. Gene Ontology annotation, molecular function: symporter activity. The record is from RefSeq and is a predicted model, not a curated record. Gene Ontology annotation, cellular component: membrane. Bases 497 to 2296 code for a protein of 599 amino acids. The transcript has 7 exons. NCBI's taxonomy places the organism in Eukaryota, Metazoa, Arthropoda, Insecta, Diptera, Drosophilidae.